This is a messenger RNA of Quercus robur (English oak), 1393 nucleotides long. RefSeq lists its product as uncharacterized. The coding region runs from base 216 to 1058 and encodes 280 amino acids. Lineage: Eukaryota; Viridiplantae; Streptophyta; Magnoliopsida; Fagales; Fagaceae. The record is from RefSeq and is a predicted model, not a curated record. The transcript has 2 exons.
UAGAAAUAUUCAAAGCCUUAAACUUUAAACCUACCAUUGCAAUAGCUUAUUCUUUGCCACCUUUCUCUCCCAACCUCUGAUCCCAUCUUUUUCUGAUCAUAGUCCCAUUAUCACAAUACACAAACCUCUCCGCUUUACACACACUCUCUCUAACUUUCUCCAUUUCCAUUUAUCAAAAUAAGGCGCGACGAAACGACGUCGACGUAGUACACAAAAUGUCACGUCGUUUCCUCGCCUGUUUUGGCAAAACCGGGAGCAGUAAAACGAAGCCGGCGUCGUCGUCGUCGUCGUCUUCGGCGGAACGUAACAACGUGACUGUCGACGUGUCGGCGGAGGAGCAACGACGGGGUGGGGCGGUGCUGGUGGAGCUGUUCUCGUCUCAGGGCUGUGCCACUUCACCUGAAGCUGAGGUUUUGGUGUCGAGGUUAGGCAGAGGGGACUUUGAUGGGCUGGACUUACCGCCCGUUGUGUUGUUGGGCUUUCACGUGGAUUAUUGGGACUACAUGGGUUGGAAAGACCCAUAUGGGUCGAGCCAAUCGACUGUGAGGCAAAAGGCUUAUGUUGAGAGUCUCAAGCUCGACACCAUGUUUACACCUCAGGUUGUGGUGCAGGGUAGGGCUCAAUGUGUUGGCAAUGAUGAGAAUGCUUUGUUAGCUGCCAUUAAAGAGGCACCAAGAUUCCCUGCUCCUACAUUCCAGGCAACAUUCCAAAGAUCUGGAUCAGACUCCUUGCAAGUCUCCCUAACAGGAGCUCUAAGGACAAAGGUGGACAAUCGUGGUGCCAAUGUCAUGGUGGCAUUGUAUGAAAGCGGAUUGGUGACUGACUGUCCAAAGGGUGAGAACAAAGGGAGAGUUCUAUCCAAUGACUUUGUCGUUAGAAAACUCGAAAAGCUUUGCACUGUUAAAGACAUCUCUGCCAAGAAGACAGUAACAGGAUCUGUUAAUUUCCCCCUAUGGCAAGGAUUCCAUGGCAGCAAAUGUGGCGUUACCAUCUUUGUUCAAGAUAGCUCUCAUCUAAUUUUUGGUUCACAGAACUUUCAGUUGCCAGAUGACAUUUGAGAUAGCUCAUCUGUUGUUUACUAUAAAUCAAGUUGCGGCGGCCACGAUUUAGUCUAUUAUGUACAGGAUGUCUUUGUUAGGGUAUUGAUUUCUUUUCUUUUUUAUGAGUUUGCGUUUUUCUUCUUGUUACUGGCUGGGUUUUUAUAAAUAGGAGAUGGAGAGAGACAGCUCCAUUAAUAUAUAAAAAUCCUUCUUUUUAGGUUUAGAAUUGAAUUUCCACGUAUUGCAUUAUGUGGGUGAGAGAUGUGAGUGAGCAACUUUGAUUUCUAUGUUAAUUUUGUAUUGAUUGGCUUUUUAUUGCUUUUAGAUCAAAUGUGAACUCUUUUCUAUAUUCA